AUGGCGUUCGGUGCAAGUGCACAUGUUAUUUUGCUCUCUCUAUGUGUCUUCGGCGCCCCAAGCCAUGCGAGCGACGUAGUUCGGCCGCGGGAUGCCGUCCCGUCAGGCUAUGUAGCUCUUCCAUACUACCCUGCGCCGCCGGGUGGUUGGACGAACGACUGGAGUGCUAGUUAUGCCAAAGCGAGGGCCUUGGUAGAGGAGAUGACACUUGCGGAAAAGACGAACAUCACUGCUGGCUCUGGUAUAUUUAUGGGUAAGAAUUACGGUAUUCCAUGCGUUGGAAACACAGGAAGCGCACUUCGGCUCGGCUUCCCGCAAUUGUGUCUCCAGGACUCUGCUCUCGGGGUGGCAUCGACUGACAAUGUCACCGCCUUCCCUGCCGGCAUCACGACCGGAGCGACCUGGGAUAAGUCGCUGAUAUACGAACGGGCUGUUGCUAUUGGCCAGGAGUUCCGCGGCAAGGGCGUCAACAUCUACCUUGGGCCUACGGUCGGGCCCCUUGGCCGGAAGCCACUUGGCGGACGAAACUGGGAAGGCUUUGGUGCCGACCCAGUACUCCAGGCCAUUGGCGGUGCUCUCACGGUCAAGGGCGUACAGGAACAAGGCGUCAUCGCAACUAUCAAGCACCUCGUUGGGAAUGAACAGGAGAUGUAUCGCAUGUACAACCCCUUGCAGUCCGGAUACAGCUCCAACCUCGAUGACCGGACGAUGCACGAGCUGUAUAUCUGGCCAUUUGCGGAGGGUGUUCGUGCGGGGGCAGCGUCUGUCAUGUCGGCAUAUAACGCCAUCAACGGCUCCGCCUGCUCACAGAACAGCUACCUACUGAACGGGCUUUUGAAGGACGAGCUGGGGUUUCAGGGGUUCGUCAUGUCAGACUGGCUCUCACACAUGUCUGGAGUUGCCUCGGCACUUGCUGGGCUUGACAUGGACAUGCCCGGAGAUACACAAGUCCCCCUCCUUGGUUCCAGCUACUGGAUGUACGAGCUCACCCGCUCUGUUCUGAACGGCUCCGUGCCCGUUGAUAGGUUGAACGACAUGGCCACCAGGAUCGUUGCCGCGUGGUACCAAACGGGUCAGGACAAGGAUUAUCCCCCUCCCAACUUCUCGUCCAACACUCACGAUCCGUAUGGGCUUCUUUACCCGGCAGCUCUCCUCUCUCCGACUGGACUCGUCAACCAAUAUGUCAAUGUCCAAGCUGACCACUAUAAGAUCGCUCGAAAGGUCGCACAGGAUGCUAUCACGCUCCUGAAGAACGAUGAUGACUUGCUCCCCCUGUCAAACUCGAGCUCUUUCAAGGUUUUCGGCACUGAUGCCCAGGUCAACCCAGAUGGACCGAAUGCCUGCGGCAAUCGAGCUUGCAACAAGGGGACCUUAGGAAUGGGCUGGGGCUCUGGUGUUGCCGAUUACCCCUAUAUGGACGGUCCGAUCGACGCCAUCAAGCGGCGGACACGCAAUGUCACGUACUAUGCAACGGAUACAUUUCCAUCAGUCUCCGCGCCUUCCCCUGACGAUGUAGCCAUAGUGUUCAUCUCGUCUGAUUCAGGAGAGAACAGCUUCACCGUGGAGGGGAACCAUGGCGAUAGGGAUGCCUCGAAGUUGGCGGCAUGGCAUAGCGGUGACACACUGGUGCAGAAAGCCGCGGCCAAGUACAGCAACGUUGUAGUCGUCGUCCACACGGUUGGGCCGCUCAUCCUCGAGAAAUGGAUAGAUUUGCCUUCCGUGAAGGCAGUCCUAUUCGCGCACCUCCCGGGCCAGGAAGCCGGCGAGUCAUUGACCAACGUCCUGUUUGGCGACGUCUCUCCCAGCGGCCAUCUGCCCUACUCGAUAACCAAGGCCGCAGGCGACCUACCCGACAGCGUCGCCAACUUGAAGGGAUUUGCCCUGGGACAGGUCCAGGAUACAUACACGGAAGGACUCUACAUCGAUUACCGCUACCUCAAUAAGAAAUCCAUCAAGCCUCGCUAUGCCUUUGGCCACGGCCUCAGCUAUACCAACUUCACCUUCACAAACGCCAGCAUAAGGCGCGUCACCCAGCUCGGCUCCACGCCACCGUCCCGGCCACCCAAGGGCCCGACGCCCUCGUACCCGACCGACAUCCCCGCAGCCUCGGAGGCCUACUACCCCGACGGCUUCAACGCCAUCUGGCGCUACCUAUACUCGUGGCUCUCCAAGGCCGACGCCGACGCGGCCACCGCCGCGGCAGCCAAGGGGAAACCCUACCCCUACCCUGACGGGUACGGCACCGAGCCCAAGGCGGGGCCGCCGGCGGGCGGCGGGCAGGGCGGCAACCCGGCGCUCUGGGACGUGGCGUACGAGGUGACGGUGACGGUGGGAAACGCGGGGGACCGGCGGGCGGGCAGGGCGGUGGCGCAGGCGUACGUGCAGUUCCCCGAGGGGAUCGCGUGGGACACGCCCGUCGUGCAGCUGCGGGACUUUGAGAAGACGGCCGAGCUCCGGCCCGGCGAGGCGGAGGCGGUGACGGUGCGGUUCACGAGGAAGGAUGUCAGCGUGUGGGAUACCACGACGCAGGACUGGGUGGUGCCGAGCCCCGAGGGGAGGUACAGGUUCUGGGUUGGGGGUGCGAGCGAUAGGUUGGAGGUGGCGUGUUACUCUGAUACGUUGACGUGCGAGGAGGGGUUGGAAAGCCUGGUGUGAUAUUGGAUUUUGGUGGGAUCUCUGUGUUGGCGUUUAAGCACCUAAUACCUAAUACCUAAUUCUGGAUUAUACCCCUGACAAUACCCCUGACAACAUCAUGGUCUUGGGCCGGGCUCAUGUUACUAGGCUUUGUGUCCUUCUUGCUAACUAACCUGAGUCACUUAUCGACGCCGGUGAUUGCGCGAGAAGCAUAGUCCGCAAUGCUGACAACAGACUCGAUAGAUAUGUGUAGGUAUAUAUAUAUACUCUUGGAUCUGGAUACCGAUGAAGUGACCAAUUCAUCACCACCGAG
Molecule: messenger RNA, 2947 nt
Organism: Phialemonium atrogriseum
Lineage: Eukaryota; Fungi; Ascomycota; Sordariomycetes; Cephalothecales; Cephalothecaceae
Product: glycosyl hydrolase family 3 N terminal domain-containing protein
Exons: 5
Coding region: 1-2655 (884 amino acids)
Biological process (GO): glucan catabolic process
Molecular function (GO): beta-glucosidase activity
Source: RefSeq, a predicted model, not a curated record